UGGAGGUGGAAACAAUGGCGUCUCGAGCGUUCCUCCUUGCCCUCACGAUCUCGUCCCUCCUCCUCGUGCAUGCCGUCCUCGCUUCCGCCUCCACCGUUCCGAAGGUCCGCGGCAAUCCCGACCUCGAUGAGGAGGACCUCAGCUUCCUCGACGAAGAGGAGGAGGGCGAGAAGCCUCCCCACGCCGGCGACUUCUACCCCGAGGACGACGGCGCCUUUGGCGGCCUCGACGGCCGAGCGCACGACGCGACCCCCGUGUUCGACGAAACGGACGUCGUGGUCCUCGGGGACGGCAACUUCAGCGAGUUCAUGGGGAAACAGCGCCACGUUAUGGUGGAGUUCUACGUGCCGUGGUGCGGGCACUGCAAGGCCCUGGCGCCGGAGUACGCGGCGGCCGCCACGGCGCUCCGUGGCGAGGACGUGGUGCUCGCCAAGGUGGACGCCACGAAGGCGAACGUGCUCGCGCAGAAGUACGAUCUGCAGGGUUACCCCACCGUGCUCUUCUUCGGCGACGGCGUCCACAAGGACUACCCCGGCCAGAGGAAUAGGGAUGCAAUUGUUGCCUGGAUCAAGAAGAAGAUUGGACUUGGAGUCCAGAACAUAAUGACAGCUGAGGAGGCAGAAAAGAUCUUGACUUCUGAGAGCAGACUUGUUCUGGGCUUUCUUGACUCCUUGGUGGGCGCUGAUAGCCAGGAGCUUUCCGCUGCUUCGAAACUUGAAGAUAAUAUCAACUUCUACCAAACAGUGAAUCCUGACGUUGCAAAACUUUUCCACGUCGAUGCUGAUGCUAAACGCCCUUCUUUAGUAUUGCUGAAGGAGGAGGCAGACAAGAUAUCCUACUACGAUGGUCAAUUCAGUAAGGCAGCAAUUGUUGAUUUCGUGAUCGCCAACAAGCUUCCCUUGGUGACCGUUCUUAGUAAGGAAACUGGCCAAGACUUGUUUGACAAUCCUAUUAAAAGACAGCUUUUGCUCUUUGCAAUGUCAAAUGAUUCCAAGAUCAUCAUGCCAGCAUUCCAGGAGGCCGCAAAAUUAUUCAAGGGAAAGCUUAUUUUUGUAUAUGUGGAGAUGGACAAUGAGGAUAUCGGAACACUAAUUUUGGAUUACUUUGGAGUGACCGAAGACGGUCCGAAGGUCUUGGCUUACACGGGACAUGAAGAUACUAAGAAGUUUAUGCUUGAUGGUGAAGUCACACUUGAUAAUAUUAAGAAAUUUGCUGAGGAUUUCUUGGCAGGCAAGCUUAAGCCCUUCUACAAAUCGGACCCGAUACCUGAUACCAACGAUGGGGAUGUGAAGAUCGUGGUUGGAAACAAUUUUGAAGAGAUCGUCUUGGAUGAGUCGAAGGAUGUUCUUCUUGAGAUAUACGCGCCAUGGUGUGAGCAUUGCCGAGAACUAGAACCAGCAUUUAACAAGCUUGCGAAGCUUGUACGGGGUGUCGAGUCGCUAGUCAUAGCGAAAAUGGAAGGCACCAGAAAUGAGCACCCUCAUGCCAAGGCUGAUGGUUUCCCCACGCUUCUCUUCUAUCCAGCCGGAAACAAGAGUUCUGACCCGAUGUUAGUCGAUACGGAUGGAACCCUGAAGGCACUGUAUAAGUUCAUCAAGAAGCACGCGAAGAUCCCGUUCAAGAUCGAAAGGCCGGCGUCGGUCUCCGAGGAAUCAGCUUCUUCCGUGGGUACGAAGAGUGCCGCGACGGGUGUGAAGGAGGAGCUGUGAUCCUUCCAAGCUGUUGUUGUUGGUCAUGCAAACAAACACAAAGGGGAGCAGUAACACAGUUGUGUUGCUGCAGUUCCCCCGGCAUGGAAACUUUGGCUGGUGAGUCCUGAGCAUGCAUUAACAUGUUGUUCCUGUCAAAGCAGUAGACUUCAGCCCAACUGCAAGAAGAACAAAACUCCCUCCUUUUCUAUAUCUAUA
This is a messenger RNA of Musa acuminata AAA Group (dessert banana), 1907 nucleotides long. RefSeq names its product protein disulfide isomerase-like 1-4. Gene Ontology annotation, molecular function: protein disulfide isomerase activity. Gene Ontology annotation, cellular component: endoplasmic reticulum. Lineage: Eukaryota; Viridiplantae; Streptophyta; Magnoliopsida; Zingiberales; Musaceae. The transcript has 12 exons. Gene Ontology annotation, biological process: response to endoplasmic reticulum stress; protein folding. The record is from RefSeq and is a predicted model, not a curated record. Bases 15 to 1709 code for a protein of 564 amino acids.